AUGCCGGCUUCCCAGGACACCUCUUCGAAAAUGCAGCUAGAUUCGCCGGCUGAUACCGCCACCGGCACCAUCGACGAGGGGCUCUACAGUCGCCAACUGUAAGUUGUCCCUAUCGUCAGGGGCAUCGGACUCCCAAAUGUUCGUCUACUCACUCCGGUUUCCUUGAUAGUUAUGUUCUCGGGCACGAGGCUAUGAAACGCAUGGGUCAAUCGGAUGUCCUCAUUAUCGGCCUAAAGGGACUAGGCGUCGAAAUUGGUAAGCCUUACUUCUCUCCUGUAGGAUUAAUGCCGCGGUUUCUCGCCACUUGCCUCGGCGGCGUGUGUUCCAGAUUAUUAACGCGGGUCUAUAGCGAAAAACAUUUGUUUGGCUGGUGUUAAAUCCGUUACUCUUUACGACCCCUCCCGUAUCGAGAUUUCAGAACUCUCCUCCCAGUAUUUCUUCCAGGUAUCGGAUGUCGGUAAACAGUCUGACGAGGUUUCUGCGCCUCUGCUUGGAGAGCUGAAUACCUACACACCUGUAUCCGUCCUGCGCUCAAAUCCAUUCGACGAUGUUGAGCUCCUUGGUAGAUAUAAGGCUGUUGUAGUCGCCGGAAUACCUCUUCCUGCUCAACUUGAGGUCAAUGAGUAUUGCCACAGGAACAAAAUCCCCUAUGUUUCGGCGGAGACUAGUGGGCUGUUUGGUAGUAUAUUCUGUGACUUUGGCGAGGGAUUUACAGUCAUCGAUCCUACUGGGGAGAAUCCGGUUGCUGGGAUUAUCGCUGGAAUUGAUAGUUCUGGACUCGUCACUGCGCUGGAUGAGACCAGGCACGGUUUAGAGGAUGGGGACCACGUUACAUUCAGCGAGGUCCAAGGGAUGGAAUCACUAAACGGAGCUGAAUUCAAAAUUGAAGUUAAAGGUAACUAGCUCCCUCCUCUUAUUUAAAUCUGCGCUAACCAUAUCGGAAACCCCCUAGGGCCAUACACAUUCUCCAUUGGCGAUGUCUCAUCUCAUGGGACAUACGAUCGCGGUGGUCUUUACACCCAGAUCAAAAAACCAAAAAUUAUCAAUUUCAAAUCACAAGCAGAGCAACUAAAAGACCCCGAACUGCUUGUUACUGAUUUCGCGAAGUUCGAACGACCUCUGCAACUUCACAUUGGCUUCCAGGCCCUUCACCAAUUCCGCGAGAAGGGCGCCUUGCCGCGACCAAUGAAUGAAGAGGAUGCGGCAGAAGUGUUCAAGUACGCUACUAUUAUUGCAGACUCGCUUGGAGAGCUGAAGCCUGAAUUGGACGAAAAACUCAUCAAGGAGCUGGCAUAUCAGGCGAGGGGUGAUCUUGCUCCGAUGUGCGCUGUUAUCGGAGGCUGGGCAGCGCAAGAAGUUGUUAAAAGCUUAUCCGGGAAGUUCGGGCCGAUUGUGCAGCAGGCGUACUUUGACUCCCUUGAGAGUUUGCCCACCUCGGUACCACGCACAGAGGAAAAUACUCAACCAUUGAACACUCGCUACGAUGGCCAGAUUGCUGUUUUUGGGAAGGAAUUCCAGGAUAAGAUUGCCAAUGUUAAGGAAUUCCUUGUUGGUGCUGGUGCUAUUGGCUGCGAGAUGUUAAAGAAUUGGGCGAUGAUUGGCUUGGCCACAGGUCCUGAGGGCAGAAUCUCGGUUACCGAUAUGGAUUCAAUUGAGAAGAGUAAUCUCAAUCGCCAGUUCUUGUUCAGGCCACAGGAUGUUGGCAGAUUAAAGAGCGAAUGUGCUGCGGCGGCCGUUCAGAAGAUGAAUCCCGAUCUCAAGGGGAAGAUCAAUACCCUGAGGGAUCGUGUAGGGGCGGAAACCGAGAAUGUUUUCGAUGAAGGCUUCUGGGAAUCCCUGGACGGAGUGACAAAUGCUCUUGACAAUGUUGAAGCACGAACAUACGUUGACCGCAGAUGUGUUUUCUUCAGAAAGCCGCUUCUCGAGAGCGGUACUUUGGGAACCAAGGGUAACACUCAGGUUGUCAUGCCCGGGCUUACUGAGAGCUAUUCCAGUUCACACGAUCCUCCAGAGCAAUCCUUCCCUAUGUGCACCGUUAGAAGUUUCCCCAACAAGAUCGAGCAUACAAUCGCCUGGUCCCGUGAGCUCUUUGAGCAGUACUUUGUUCAGCCUGCUGAGAAUGUUAACCUCUAUCUCUCACAACCAAACUUCUUUGAGGCCACUCUUAAGCAAGCCGGCAACCAGAAGCAGAUUUUAGAGACCAUCCGUGAUUACCUCGUCUACAAUAAGCCACUCACAUUCGAAGAGUGUAUUGUUUGGGCUAGACACGAGUUUGAAAAGCAGUACAACAACAAUAUCCAACAGCUCCUCUUCAACUUUCCCAAGGAUUCCACAACAUCUUCGGGCGCCCUGUUCUGGAGUGGCCCAAAGAGAGCUCCGGAUCCAUUAGCCUUCAGCCUUGACAAUGAGACCCACAUGGCCUUCGUCAAAGCUGCGGCCAACCUCCAUGCCUUCAAUUAUGGCAUCAAAGGAAACGCAACCGACGAGGUUUACCGCAAAGUCAUUGGGGAUAUGAUUAUUUCCGAAUUUACACCUUCCUCCGGAGUCAAGAUUCAGGCAAGCGAUGCAGAGCCUGACCCGAACGCUGCCCAAACAGGCUUCGACGAUGAGGGCGAAAUCCAGAGAAUUAUCGAGAGCCUGCCACCUCCGAGUGCGCUUGCCGGAUAUAGACUGGUUAAGGUAGAUUUUGAGAAGGACGAUGAUUCGAACCACCACAUGGAUCUCAUCACUGCUGCGUCAAACCUCAGGGCGCUCAACUACGGUAUUCCUACCGCCGAUAAGCAUACUACGAAGGGGAUCGCUGGCAAGAUUAUUCCUGCUAUUGGUGAGAAGUUACAUUUCUUGUCCCGUGAUACUGCAUACUAAUCGAUGGAAUUUGUAUCUCUAGCGACAACAACCUCCAUGGUUACCGGUAUUGUGUGCCUCGAGCUCUACAAGAUCAUUGACGGGAAGAGUAAACUUGAAGACUACAAGAACGGAUUCGUUAAUCUUGCCCUUCCCUUCGUGGCUUUUAGCGAGCCUAUUGCUAGCCCGAAAGGCACGUACCAAUCGAAGGAGGGAGAGGUCACCAUCGACAAGAUCUGGGACCGGUUCUACUUCGAUCACGAUGCUACCCUACAGGAGGUGCUGGAUGUGAUGGCCAGCAAAGGCUUGACCUGUUCUAUGGUUAGCUGUGGUGUUAGUCUGCUGUACGGAAGUUUCUUCCCCCAGAAGAAGCUCAAGGACAGGCUUCCGAUGAAGUAAGCAUAUACUCCUGCAUCUACAUAAGUAACCACAAGGGCGAUACUAACACAUUUCAUAGGUUAACCAAGCUCGUGCAAGAAAUCUCCAAGAAGCCUGUCCCAGCACACACCAAGAACCUCAUUCUCGAAAUUUGCGCCGACGACGAAACCGGGGAGGAUGUAGAGGUCCCAUACAUUUGUGUUUGCAUUAGAUAGGCAGAACUCUGUGACGUGAAAGAUACCGUCUGCUCAGAGAGAUUCCUGUUUUUGUUUUGUUUUCCUCUUGUUUUUCCCCUUGUUUUUCCUCUCCCUAAAGGUAAUCUCGGUCCUGUUCGAGAGAUUACGAAUUUUGAAUGGUUUCAUGUCCAUGUUCACUACUGUCGACCUUGUCGACUUUACAAUAGCAAAUAAACAAAUAUUCUUAGCCAC
This is a messenger RNA of Tuber aestivum (summer truffle), 3650 nucleotides long. The record is from the annotation of a GenBank genome assembly. NCBI's taxonomy places the organism in Eukaryota, Fungi, Ascomycota, Pezizomycetes, Pezizales, Tuberaceae.